Molecule: messenger RNA, 1133 nt
Organism: Cygnus olor (mute swan)
Lineage: Eukaryota; Metazoa; Chordata; Aves; Anseriformes; Anatidae
Gene: TM6SF2
Product: transmembrane 6 superfamily member 2
Exons: 10
Coding region: 1-1119 (372 amino acids)
Biological process (GO): lipid homeostasis; regulation of lipid metabolic process
Cellular component (GO): endoplasmic reticulum-Golgi intermediate compartment membrane; endoplasmic reticulum membrane
Source: RefSeq, a predicted model, not a curated record
AUGCAGCUCCCCGCCGUGCCGGGCGCUCUCGCCCCUUCCCUGCUCGCCUUCCCCCUGGCUUUUGGUGUCAGCGGCUUGGUGGCACUGGCAGACAGCCCGCUGGUGCUGACGGGGGUGCUGGUGCUCGCCGGCCUGGUCUCCAUCAUCUACUUCCUAAGAGCAGGGAGCUACUUCCAGGACCCCCUGUUCUGCGUGUUCGUGGCGUUCUCCUUCACCUCCGCCGUUGACCUGAUCAUCUCGCUGGAGGAGGAUGGCUUCGUUUCUGGCUUUGCAGAGGUCUACGUGAGGGAGGGCGAGCCGUACCUGCGCACGGCGCACGGCAUCAUGAUCUGUUACUGGGACGGCAUCGUCCACUACGGGCUCUACCUCGCCAUGAUCACAGCCAUGAGCCAGCGGAAGAGCUACAGGAGCCUGGGGCUCUUCUGGCUGGGCUCUCUGAUGAUGAGCAUCGUGGUCUUCCUGCUCGGGAACCUGAUAGGCAAGUACAGCUCCGACAUCAGCCCUGCCUUCCUGCUCAACGUGCCCUACAUCCUCAUCCCCAUCUGGGCUGGGGUGAGGCUCUUCCAGCAGCCCCGGGCCCUGCCGUGUCUCACGGCGGAGCAGGUUGCAGAGGAGCAGCGCAAGUGGCUCCACCAGCGGCCCCAGGACGUGGCGCUGGUCCUGCUCUUGGUCCUGGAGGCCGCCUUCACCUUCUUCAGGGGCAUGGUGAUUUUGGACUGUCCUGCUGAUUCCUGCUUCGAGUACAUCUACCAGCACGAGCCCUACCUGCGCGACCCCGUUGCCUACCCCAAAGUGCAGAUGCUGCUCUACCUGUUCUACGUCCUCCCCUUCUUCUGCCUCUGCAUCUACGGGCUGCUGCGGCCGGGCUGCUCCUGGAUGCCCGACUGGAGCCUGGUGUUCGCCGGAGCCGUGGCGCAGGCUCAGUUCUCCCACCUGGGCUCCUCGCUGCACUCCCGCACGCCCUUCCCCUACCAGACCCCCGAAGACGUCUGGUGGAGCUUCCUCGUCACCAACGUCCUCUACGCGCUGGGGCCGCAGCUCCUGGCCCUCCGCUGCCUGCGUCGCCCCGCGUUCUUCCUGCCCAGCGCCCCCGCCAGCCUGGUCAAGAAGCACCAGUGAGGGGGGGGGGCUGC